GGGAAUAGAGGUGGGGAAUCAAUUGCAGCAUUUAUUCCCAGGGUUGGCUAAUCGCAGGCAAGCCAUUUAUUGUCGGAACUUGACAAACCCUCAAAACUUUCUAUCUGUCCUUAUUUUUUUAAACGACGGCGCGUUUUGCCACAGUAAGGAGAACACUAACGUGGACCGUGACAGUGACACUGGGCACAUUGGGGGGGAAAAAAGCCCAUCGCACAACGGCGAAAUCCCAUAAAUCGCCAGGGAUCUUGAAUCGCUUUUAUUUUUCUACCGGCAGAACUUGCAUCGUCUUUUUUUCUUCUUGACUGGUCUUUCUUUUUUAAACCCCGAAGAAACAUUUCUCUUUGGUGCAGCAAAAAGGAUGGGCAAGAAUCACCAGUCACUCAAUGUUGGAGAAUGUCAAAAGCAAAUGGUACCCACAUCAGAAUCCACAGCCUGUUUGAGGACGCUGCCCACGCUGGCCAGUUUACUGCUGUCAGUCGCUUCUGUGGGGUUUUGUCUGUUAUUAAAUGUUAGGACGGCAGUGUUGCAAGAUAAAGUCAGGCUGUUGGAAAAUCAAAAAGGAAGCAUUUCAUUGCAAGCAGCGCGGGACGAUGCAGAUUUAUUCGUGCUACAGAAAAGAAUCGACCAACUUCAGGAGGAGUUAACCAACACAGUCGGAAAAAUCCGGACAAUUAGGGAGGUUACGUCUGAUUGUCUUUGCCCGCCAGGUCCCCAGGGGAAGCGAGGCAAAACAGGAAGAAGAGGAGCCACUGGAUACACUGGAGAACCAGGAAGAGAUGGCUAUCCGGGCCCUCUUGGAUUGGAUGGAAAGCCAGGCCUUCCUGGACCAGAAGGGGAAAAGGGUGAUCAAGGUUCCUCUGGACUCGCAGGUCCUCCAGGUCCAAUAGGUCCUCCAGGAAUCUCAGGAAAUGAGGGGCCACAUGGAUUUCCAGGAACUCCAGGCGAACCUGGGGAGAAAGGAGAAAGUGGACCUCCAGGAUUAAAUGGUGAAAAAGGUGACCAAGGAACAACAGAGCUAGUAGACUGUGAUGGAAAGAUUCAAGAAGCACUCCAGGGCAUAGUGGGUCCUAAAGGCGACAUGGGAAUCCCAGGACUUCCAGGGCAGAAAGGUGACAAAGGAGAAACUGGUUUCUUUGGUCCACCUGGUGAACCAGGAUUGAAUGGCAGCAAAGGAGAAAAAGGUGAUGCUAGUGAAAAAGGUGAUAGAGGAUUCCCUGGUAUGAAGGGAAAUCCUGGUUCCACAGGUCUUAUAGGUCUUCCUGGUCAAAAGGGAGAAAAGGGUAAACUCGGUGAACCAGGAUUAGAUGGCUUCCCAGGACUCAGAGGGCAAAGGGGGAACAGAGGUGAAAAAGGAGACAAGGGCGAAAGAAGUUACCCAGGCAAAAGAGGAUCAAAGGGGCAGAAGGGAGAUCAAGGUCCUCCUGGAUUAGAUCAGCCUUGUCCAGUGGGUCCUGAUGGUCUGCCGAUUCCGGGAUGUUGGCAGAAGUGAUUGCUAAUCAGCAAGCAACAUGUGUGUACACACUAUUUGUGAUUCACCAUAAUAUAAAGAAACUCAACUGAGAACAUGUUAAGCCUGGUAUAAUGGACAAGGACUGAGCUUGAUGGAACAGAAUAUUAUUCCAUUUAAUUUUGUAUCAAUUUUUACCAAAAGUGGAAGAAAGCAACAUAAAUUAGCUCUGAUAUAAAAUAAAUAUAUCCCAAAAUCUCAAUUGGGGAUGUCAAAGCACUAGUGUGUGACAGGUAACUUCAAUAGAAUACUGGGUUGGUAACUAUUGAAGAUAACGUCUAAAUUCCGCAUUGUGAUAGUUGGUCUCUAAUAAUGAAAAUAAGUAUUGAUACUUUUAGUGACAUCAUUUUGCAUUUAGCUGACCUGAAAUCUUUCAGGCUGCAAGGCCAAAAGUAAUAUAUUCAAUUUUCUCUCACUUGUACCAACUUGGUCAAUCCAGGAAUGCCUGGAGACUUCUAUUGAAGAGUAUAAAAUCUUGUUCUACUUGAUCAACUUGAUCAAGCCACAUCUAAUCAAAAUUUGGGCCUAUUCCAGGGAUAUUACAUCAACUGCAGUUAGUGCUAGUAUUUUGUACAUGUUAUCAAAAUUAAUUCAGAUUCCUGUUUUAAACGCAGAUUUUUUGCAGAGGUAAAUACAUUAAUUAAUAGCACUAAUAUUGGCGCUAGCUGUGAUAGUUUCAGCAUCUCACACAUGAAACCUUUCAGAUAAACACUGGAUAUACUGCACCUCAAUCAAUCCUGCCUCAUUGUUAAUCUCGGCAAUUGCUCAAGAAUAUUGCUCCAUGGGAAUUAGAAGAAAAUUAAUCAUGGAAUUAUCAGCACUGAAGAUGUGAGAAUAUCAGCCACUGGUUGUCUUCAUAAAAGUCCACUGGCAUAAGUGAGAGUUCUCAAUUAUACAUAUCCUAUUUGGAGUAGGCCACAAUAAUCAGCCAACACUGUUUAUGAACAUGUUCUUUAGCUUUAGCUCGAAGUCUAGCAAGGUUUAAACUUUCUUCAGUUUUGCAUCAAUUUCAUUGAAAUGUAAUUACAAUAGGAACAAAUUUAAACAAAAGGUAAUGAAUCGGGAACAAGCUAUAUCCUGACGUACUUUGUAAUAUCCUGUACUUAGUAGAGGAGAAGAUUAAAUUAUUCAUAUUUUCUUUCACAGUUACAGUAUUAUUCAGACUGUUGGUCUUGCAAGCCUUCUAAAUUCCUAUGAAACAUUUAACAAAAUAGUCAUCAUGCUAAAAAUUAAAAACACUUUCACCUAAGGUGCUAUGACGAAGAUUAAAGAUGGGUGACAAUGAAGUGCUUUACAAAGCUCACCUGAUAAGCUUCUGCCCAUCAAGGUACAAUGGCGAUCAAGUCAGAUAAAGAUUGUUUAAUUAUCAAAUACCUAAGAGGAUCUUUAUAGCAUUUUGACAACUUGGAAGACAUUUUGUUCUGGUCAGCAAAACAAACCUGAUAACUUCUAAAUGGCAUUAAAAUAGAUCGGCAGGUAUCUAUCGAGGAAACAACUUGCACAAGACAAGAAAACAAGAUAACAAACCACACCUCGACCGCAGAACCAGCCAAUUACCGUCUACUAAUACUCUCCUCCGCCUAGGAAAACUGGUCCUUAUCCUCAACAACUUCUCCUCUGACUCCUCCCACUUCCU
Amblyraja radiata (thorny skate) is the source of this 3143-nucleotide messenger RNA. Its product is annotated as collagen alpha-1(XXIII) chain-like. The transcript has 18 exons. The record is from RefSeq and is a predicted model, not a curated record. Bases 359 to 1489 code for a protein of 376 amino acids. NCBI's taxonomy places the organism in Eukaryota, Metazoa, Chordata, Chondrichthyes, Rajiformes, Rajidae.